Molecule: messenger RNA, 5367 nt
Organism: Coregonus sp. 'balchen'
Lineage: Eukaryota; Metazoa; Chordata; Actinopteri; Salmoniformes; Salmonidae
Source: the annotation of a GenBank genome assembly
AUGGCUGACAGCAACACCAUCAGGCUCCGAGUCUUCUCCCUCAACUGCUGGUGAGUGCUGUUUUGUUUUUAGUGUGUGCAGAGUAAGCAUACAUGUUUUGCAUCGCACACAUACUAGGCCUAUAAUGUGGUAAUGUUGUCUGUCUGUCCUUCCUGUUCUCAGGGGUGUCCGUUACCUCAGCAAGCACUGUCCGCAGCGCUACGCCAUGAUAGGAGAGCUGUUGAGCAGAGAGGAGCAUGAUAUUGUCCUGCUGCAAGAGGUUUGUUCACACACUGGUCUGUUCUGCUCAUGUUUUGGUGAGGGAGGUCCACUGUGUUACACGCCAUUCCACUACUCUCACAGCUGUCUCGACUGUCUGGGCAUUUUGCCAAAGCUGUGGAAUUUUUCCACCCUUAUGUUCAUACCAUAUAUACAUACAUACAUACCACAAACCCUCCCCAAAGUUAUCCCUCUCUAUUGAGCAAGCUUUUCAACACUUGUCUUGAGGCUAUUAAUUAACAUGGUGAAGCCUUCGCUUACUGAACGCUUAUCAUUGAAUAUCUUCAAGUACAGUGCCUUCAGAAAGUAUUCACACCCCUUGACAUUUUUCCAUGUUUUGUAGUAUUUCAGCCUGAAUUUGAAAUCGAUUACAUUUAGAUUUUUUGUCACUAGCCUACACACAAUACCCAUUAAUGUCAAAGUGGAAUUAUGUUCUUCGAUAUUUUUUAAAAAUUCAUAAGAAAUGAAAAGCUGACAUUUCUUGAGUCAAUAAGUAUUCAACCCCUUUGUUACGGCAAGCCUAAAUAAGUUCAGGAGUAAACAUUUGCUUAACAAGUCACAUAAUAAGUUGCAUGGACUCACUGUGUGCAAUACUAGUGUUUAACAUCUCUCUACCCCACACAUACAAUUAUCUGUAAGGUCCUGGAGUCAAGCAGUGAAUUUCAAACACAAAGACCAGGGAGGUUUUCCAAAGAAGGGCACCUAUUGGUAGAUAGGUAAAAAUAAAAUAAAAAGCAGACAUUGAAUAUCCUGUUCAGCAUGGUGAAGUUAUUAAUAACACUUUGGAUGGUGUAUCAAUACACCAGUCACUACAAAGAUACAAGUGUCCUACCUAACGCAGUUGCCGGAGAGGAAGGAAACCGCUCAGGGAUUUCACCACAAGGCCAACGGUUACAGAGUUUAAUGGCUGUGAUAGGAGAAAACUGAGGAUGGAUCAACAACAUUGUAGUUACUCCACAAUACUAACCUAAUUGACAGUGAAAAGAAGGAAGCCUGUAUAGAAUAAGGACAAAUAUUCCAAAACUUGCAUCCUGUUUGCAACAAGGCACUAAAGUAAUACUGCAAAAAAAUGUGGCAAAUCAAUUUGUCCUGAAUACAUAUUGUUACAUUUGGGGCAAAUCCAAUACAACACAUUGUUGAGUACCACUCUCCAUAUUUUCAAGCAUAGUGGUGGCUGCAUCAUAUUAUGGGUAUGCUUGUCAUCAUUAAGGACUGGGGAGUUAUUCAGGAUAAAAAAAUAACCGGAAUGGAGCUAUGCACAGGCAAAAUCCUAGAUGAACACAUGGUUCAGUCUGCUUUCCACCAGACACUGCCAGAUGAAUUCACCUUUCAGCAGCACAAUAACGUAAAACACAAGGCCAAAUAUACACUGGAGUUGCUUACCAAGAAGAUUGUGAAUGUUCCUGAGUGGCUGAGUUACAGUUUUGACUUAAAUCUGCUUGAAAAUCUAUGGCAAAACUUGAAAAUGGGUGUCUAGCAAUGAUCAACAACCAAUUUGACAGAGCUUGAAGAACUAUGAAAAGAAUAGCUGUAAUCACUGCCAAAUGUGUUUCUAACAUGUAUUGACUCAGGGGUGUGAAUACUUAUGUAAAUGAGAUAUUUCUUUAUUUCAUUUUCAAUCCAUUGCAAGUAUUUCUAAAAACAUGUUUUCACUUUGUCAUUAUGGGGUAUUGUGUGAGAUUGUGUUUUGUUCUGGCUGUAACACAACAAAAUGUGGAAUAAGUCAAGGGGUAUGAAUACUUUCUGAAGGCACUGUAUGUUCUCAAUGUUCCCCUGGUUUUAUUUUUCAGGUCUGGAGUGAAAAAGACUUCCUCUGCUUGAAAAGGAAACUUUCCUCUAUCCAUCCGCACUCCCAUUACUUCAAAAGGUACAAUUAGAAAUGUUCGAACCAAGAUGUCUUGUUCAAUCUGUUGGUGUUCCUGGCCCUAUAGGACCUCCAUGUAGUUCGUUUUCCUAGUAACCCCUUCAUCAACUCUCAAAACACAUGGAAAAUAUUUUAAAUCACUUAAGUUUUCAUUCAAUUGCUUAGUCAAACAUAGUUCAUUAAGGACUUAUUUUAAUAGGAAGACAAAACACAUAGUGAUCCCUGUGCUCUGCAUUGUACACUGCAUUUUAAUGUCAACCACAAUAAACUAUUCAUUUGGAAGAUAAUGACCUCAAUGCAGGAAGAUUAGCUAGCUAUAGCACAAUGGAAUUUCUCCAAGUUAAUCUUAAUACUUGCUUGACCUCCAUACCAAGGCACAGGACUAAGAUUAGUUCAAAGGCCUUGCAUUUCUAAUCCUCUCAGAAAUUCACUAAAAGAGUGGAGGAGAUCAGCAGAUUUUAGUGAGUUGGUUCUUACAGUUUAGUCAGAAGUCACAUACACUUUUCAGCAUAUUGACUGGUGUAGUUUAGUCAUCAUGUCUAACAGUCUACAGCUUUUAGACAUAAGAGAAAUGGGAUUUAGCACUUUACUUGAACAGAACCUACAUUAGGACUUCAUAACCCAUGCAUACCACAUUCAUAAGCAGUACAUAGGUAUGCAUGGGUUAUGAAUGUGUAAUAAAGUCCUUCUGUAGGUAGCCUACCAUUAAAGUAAAGUGUGACCAAACACUCUAUAGUAACAUGUGGUAGCCUACACGUGUAUCUUAAUGCUGUACGUUGUGUUUCUCUCCCCCGCCUCUCCUCCAGUGGCGUCAUAGGCAGUGGACUGGCCACGUUCUCCAGACAUAGAAUCCAUGACGCAUUUCUCUACCGCUAUUCAUUAAACGGCUAUCCAUACAUGGUAAGUCAUCUAGUCCUUACACAUUUGUGUGUACAGUAUGAUGAGUUUGGCUUUGGUAGGUAGUCAGACAUUCUCUUCAGUCCUCACUGUGUAUCCUGUCCUCUGAUCCAGGCCCAACAUGGAGACUGGUUUGGAGGCAAGGCUGUGGGGAUGGUCAUAUUAAACAUAGGCAGACUGACAGCACAUGUCUACGUCACACAUGUAAGUGUUUCUAUCCAAACUUCUCAUCCACACCUGUGAAUAAGAUGAUGGUGCCCUGAUCCAAGGGCAGUUUAGUUAAUUUCUCCAUAAUGGUUAAAGGGGCAAUCUGCGGUUGCUACGUUCAUUUAUUGAAGAAAAUGACUUAUCCGUGCCUCAUGAGCUUAGUUCAACUGUCGUACCCCACCAGAACCCAAAAUAUAAGCUUGUUUUACUCCAAUUUUUGUAAACAAUGUAGAUGUAAACAAACACUGUGUGGUCCUCUGUAGCUCAGCUGGUAGAGCACGGCGCUUGUAACGCCAAGGUAGUGGGUUCGAUCCCCGGGACCACCAAUACACAAAAAUGUAUGCACGCAUGACUGUAAGUCGCUUUGGAUAAAAGCGUCUGCUAAAUGGCUUAUUAUUAUUAUUAUUAUUAUUAUUAUUAUUAUUACUGUAUAGCCUCAAAACAUGUUUAAAACUAAAAUGUUCAUCUCAUAUAUGGCCUGUUCUUGCACUAGAGCUCUGUCUCUGAAUUUAAGAGUGCUUACAUUUCUCCAAACCCAUCCCUCAGCAGUGGUGGGGAGUCCGCUUUGUUGUUGUUUGAACUGCAGAUUGCCCCUUCUAAGGUUAGGAUUUUGGGGAGUUUGCUGAACCUAGAUCUGUGCCUAGGGGUAACCUCUACCUGUAGCAGACACAUGCAUAUGAGAUGUAUCUAUGACUGAUGUGGUGUCCUCUUCCUGUGUGUGUGUUGUCCAGCUGCAUGCAGAGUACUGCAGGGAGAAGGACUCCUACUUACCUCAUAGAGUGGUACAGGCCUGGGAGCUGCAGCAGUUUAUACGGUAAGGAGGCUAAAACUCAAUGCAUUUUAAUUUCAAUGCCAUUUUAAUGGGUGUUAUUUUGAUUUAUUCUGUUAGUCAUACCUCCAGUGGAGCAGACCUGGUGAUUUUGGCCGGAGAUCUGAACCUGCAUCCCCAGGACCUUGGCAACCGGUUGCUACGGACAUACACUGGCCUCCGGGACAGUUACACAGAGACUGCUAAGUUUGAUGUAUGAUGAUCAGUCCAGUGCCAUUAAUUUUUUCAUUUGAAAUCUAACUGAAAUAUCUUGCAGAGGAGAGGUUGAUUUAUGUUUGAUUAGUUAUGCACAUGCCUCUAAUGCUUAUUAAAAUACACUGAAAAGCUAUUAAUCAUAUUUUCUCUGUAGGGCUGUGAGGACGGCAUCACUCUUAUAGCAGAUAACCCUUUCAUCAAUCCCAAAGAGCUCUGCCCCUUCGAGAAGGGCAUCCGAAUAGACUACAUCCUCUACAAGGUGACAGUGGGAAGGAUCGUUCGAUAUCCGGCAUUUGUUUUAAUUUCUAACUAACUUUCAUAUUUGACAAACAGUCUGCCAAUAUGUACUGGACAAUAAAUGUGCCUACUUAUUACCAAAAUAAAAAUAGACAUUGAUCAUUGUAUUGAUGGUACAUCUUGUACACUAAAAUGUGUGUUGUAUCAUUCCCAGGGGUCAGGAAGAGUGUCUAUCCAGUGUGAGUCUCUGUCAACCACCAAGGGUUCUGUCCCUGACCAUCCCUUCCCUUACUCUGACCACGAGGCCCUGAGCGCAGAGCUGCAGCUGCAGACCCUGACACAGCAGGCAGGAGGAGACGAGACCAGAGGUAUGCAGGACUGUGCUGCAGGUACUCAUUCUAAGCCUCAUUCACCACUAUUUCAUACCAUUCUCUACGGACAACACACCAUUCCAGUUACAAUGUGAUGGCCUAGGGUUUGACUUGCUAUUUCCCUCCUUCCCUCAGGUAAGCUGGCUGAGCUGGUGGACAUAGUGACGGAGGCCCGUACUGAGGUGAAGGUGGGCCUGUACUGUGCUGAGAGGAUGCGCUACACGGCAGCUCGUACCGGGGUGAUGGGCCUGGCCCUGCUGCUGUUGGAGCUGGCCAUCGCUGCUGUUCCCUGGCUAGCCCUGGGAGCUGACCAGCCCUUCCCCCAGGCCUCCUUCUACCUAUUGGGCGUGCUGUGCUUUGCCAUCCUGAUCACCACCUUCCUGCUCUACAUCUUCUACACCAUGGAGGUGAAGGCUCUACAGGGGGCAGAGGACCAGAUGAGGCUGGCUGUAGGGAGCCUCCAGGAGAGGCUGAGGGGAUUCCCCCUGGCCCAGCCUCUGAACCCCCUC